Messenger RNA from Cryphonectria parasitica EP155, 837 nucleotides. RefSeq lists its product as uncharacterized. The record is from RefSeq and is a predicted model, not a curated record. Bases 1 to 837 code for a protein of 278 amino acids. The transcript has 2 exons. Lineage: Eukaryota; Fungi; Ascomycota; Sordariomycetes; Diaporthales; Cryphonectriaceae.
AUGGGUCCUCAAGACCCACGGCUUGGGCCUGGCUCUGAGCAAGAUGUUGGGCAGAGUCUGAUCCAAGGACAUCUACCAAAGAUAUGGGGACCCGAGGACGGUUCUUCUAUAGAAAAACGUCACAGAAUCUUCAAGCCAAUGACCGCGGUCCUGUACCCCAAGGCACCCAAACGGCCGUUGAGUGACCAAGAGCGGGCCCUGCGACAGCAAAAGGGCAUCUCAGACAACUAUGAGGGCAACCCUGAGAACCCAAAGAACCAGUCGGCCAAUAUCCCCAACGAGGAGAAUUGUGCCUUGUUCUUGACCAACCUGCCCGCCCGGUGCAGCUACCAGACCCUCCUGCGGGCCAUCGCCCAGCACAGAAUGGGGCGGGUCUGGAGCACCUAUAUCAACAGCCCACUGGGCGAAGAGCAGCACGAGCACCAGCAACGCCAGGCACAAGACCCCAGCCCAGCCCACCACUACGGUGCCUCGAUCCGCGGCGACUUCAGGGUGGGCGGCCGCCGCAUCCACGCCAAGUGGAACCGGCACCGGACGGCGGCGCAGAGCUACGAGAACCCGACGUCGCGCGUCGUGGUCAUCUCGGGCCCCGCGGCCAUCGUGGACCGGCAGUGGCUGGGUGACCUCUUUGACCAGUACUUUGAGUAUCAGACGGAGGAGGUUCUGGUCCUGGCCGAGGGCAACGGCUGGCGGACGCUGGAGUGGCGGUUUGGGAGCAUGCGGGCCCAGGCGCACAGCGCGCACCAGCUGCUGCGGAGCCUCUAUCCGGGGGUGGUCACGGUCAAGUGGGCGGUGGACCCUUGUGCUGGGUACUUGAAGCUGUUGGGCGAGGUCUAG